AUGGCAUCUUUUUUCAAGAAACCUGGUAACUAUUGGUUUAUAGUCCCCUGGAUAGCGUUUAUACCUUGGUACGGUAUGCUUAUUGCCAUGUUAGCAUGCUGGGCCGCUCAGGGACAUCCGAUAUAUUGGUUUAUGGAUACAGAUCAAUUCCCUGUGUUUAUAUCGGAUAUUGGUGCUACCAACUUGAAACCGUUGUUCAUUGCUUGUGCCGGAUGGCAAGGCAUUGGGUAUGUGAUAACUUUAUGUCUAGAAUUCUUACAGAGAUAUAACGGCUGGAUGAAUCCAUGGUUUACUCGCGACGAACGUAAUCUAAUUAUCGCAAGUAUUGUUUUGGGAAGCAUUGGCGAAUUAGGGAUAUUGUUUUGUUCCAUUUUCACCACAGCUAGCUAUCAUCAUGUGCAUAUUGCUAUGCUUACCAUAUUCAUAGUAUUCAUGUUCUUAUCAUUGGUAUGUCUAACGACAGAAUAUUAUUUGAUGGGGUUCCAUUAUACAAUUUUAAGAAGACGUAAUAUCUCUAGAGAUGUUACUAUGCAAUCUGACGGCGAAACUAUUGCUCAUUGGAAUAAAUUUCUUAUUAGUGCCAUUUUCAAGACUUUAUGGUUAGUAUGUGCCGUGAUAUGGGCAGUUUCAUUCGCUACAGUAUCGGGGGAUUCGAAGAGUGCCGCUUUCGAGUGGCUAUUGGCGUUUUGGUUGGGUGUGAUAUUCAUUAUCAUUUCCAUUGAUUUUUAUUUGGGGUCUCAAUGGAAAACGUCAAAACAUUUCCCUUACUUGAAUAAUUUCGGAACGUUUUAUAAGUUUCAACAGUAUAAGGAGAAGCAUCCUGGAUUGUACACUGUUGAAUCGGAAGUCAAUUCAAAGAGUAGUUCCGGGACAUUGGUAUUGACUGAUGUGCCUACUGGACAAGAAGAAGUUGCUCAUCAAGUUGUAUAA
Molecule: messenger RNA, 930 nt
Organism: Maudiozyma barnettii
Lineage: Eukaryota; Fungi; Ascomycota; Saccharomycetes; Saccharomycetales; Saccharomycetaceae
Gene: SFK1
Product: Sfk1p
Exons: 1
Coding region: 1-930 (309 amino acids)
Cellular component (GO): plasma membrane
Source: RefSeq, a predicted model, not a curated record